Messenger RNA from Hypanus sabinus (Atlantic stingray), 5615 nucleotides. It is a transcript of the gene malt2, whose product is annotated as MALT paracaspase 2. Lineage: Eukaryota; Metazoa; Chordata; Chondrichthyes; Myliobatiformes; Dasyatidae. Gene Ontology annotation, molecular function: cysteine-type endopeptidase activity. The coding region runs from base 1354 to 3756 and encodes 800 amino acids. Gene Ontology annotation, biological process: proteolysis. The transcript has 17 exons. The record is from RefSeq and is a predicted model, not a curated record.
CCUAGAGUACAAAAUUCACUAUUGGAAUGCAUUUUAAAAUAACUGUAAAGAACUUUUUUUCGAAGGCUAUUUUUUUUAACCUUUAGAAUUUUCUCUAGCCUUCAAAAUUGUAGUUUUAUUCUUGUGCAUCUCCACUGUUCGGUUUCUCAAUAUGUGGGAAACGGCUAACUUGCCACUCUAGAUUUAUUUUUAUGUUUAUAAGUGCAUUAUAUUUGUUAAUGAUGGACUUGUGCAGGAAUAUUAAGGUUAAUUCCUGACUUCCUAUUAUUCUGGAUAUGUAAGUGGUCUCUGUUGCUGAUGAGCCAGUAGCCUCAAGCUCGUACAACCAUUUAACUCUUCUUCUAGGUAUUACAUCAGAUAAAUCAGUAUAUUUAGUACAAGCCAGAACAAUCUCUAUGGAUCAGGGAGAAGGACAAAUCCAGUCAGAGUCUGACCUCUCUGAACUACCUUCGCCUCACAAUUAAAUCUGCUAACUAGGCAUAGAGCAGCACUUAAACCCAAGGUUGCAGUAGACAGAUAUUUGUUUCUGAUAGUAACUAGUUGGGAGCCUAUGUAUGAUCCAUAACCAAUGUGGAAUUGGAAGGACCACAAAGGCUCCGUCUGUACUUGGAUCUCAUCACUUUCCAGAUCUUUCAACCAGAGGUAAGUUUUAAAAUUUCAUUCAUUGUUUGAAAGUUUCGGUAAAACAAGCACCCAGAUUGCAGAUGUGUAUCUGGAAGUACUAAAUGUUUAAUUUUUUUUAAUGGUUUUUCUCUGAAACAAUUUGAUAAAUUCUGUGUAAUUCCUUAUUUAUUAUUAAACUUGGAAUGCAGCACUGCCAUUAAUAAUAACAGCAUUCCUCUCAUAGCUUGUUUCUAAUGUUUCGAUUAAAUAUUACAUACUUACGCUGUGGAUAAUACGAAGUUGGUUUCAAAUGAAUCUGUCAGAUGUUGAAUCAGUGAAUUACUGUUGGCGUUGAUUCUUUAUUUUAUCUUAUUUUUUCCUUUCCCCGUACUUUUACAUAUUCUUUCUGCUUGGAUACAAAAGCUGUUACCUUUGGAAUUAUCCCAUAUCCCCUGUAGGAAUAACUGGUUGUGAAAAAGCAUUCCAUUUACACAGAUUGCAGAAAAAGAAAUUCUUCCGCUUUCCCUAUUCAUUCUAGACCUAUCGUUGGAAACAAUACUUUAAUACUUCCUCUUUCAUGCUUUGAGUUAGGACUCAGAAAUCGAACAGAUCUUUAUUCCUCAGGCAGUUUUGACGUGAUAGUUCCUAUCCGUUUGUCUGACUUGUAUAGGCCACUGCAUUCACAUUUCCUCUUUGUGUUGUGCUUUCAGUAGCAUAUUCAUUCCAUUGUGAAGUUGAUGGUAAAGAAGUAUGGACUACUGGAACAUGCCUUUAAAUAGCCUCGGGGAAUUGACGCUGAAGAGAUUGAGCACAUAUCUGGACAACUGCACCAUGAAAGGGUGGAGGAAACUGGCUGAAACUGUAGGCGCAGACAGUCGGUUCAAGUGCAGUGAAAAGGAGCUGGAGACCUGCUCGCUGAAGGUUCUUGAUCCAGAUGGAAGCCCAAGUCGAUACUUUAUCCAAUUAAUUGCAGAGCGUGGCUGCUCUGUGAACUAUGUACUCAGCUGUCUGGACAAGAUGGGGCAUACAGAGGCGGUGCAGUGUGUGUUAUCAAUGGCCUUGGACACCAUACGAAUCAUUGUGCAGCCCAAGUCGCAGGAUGUCACCGUUGGAGACAGGGUGUCUCUCUACUGUCAAGCCACAGGUCCCCCAGGGCUCAGUUAUCAGUGGUUUCGAGGAAAGAACGAGGUCAAAGGUGGAAAUUCCUCCGAUCUUCUUUUUAAGUAUGUGGACCGCAGUGAUGCUGACUGGUAUGUCUGCAGAGUUCACUGUGGAACCCAGUAUUCAUUUUCUGAAUGGGCCCGGCUGCGUGUUUAUAGCAGCCCAACAACAGCGAAUAAACUCUGCAAGGUCAAUAUCUUGGUGCAUCCCAAUUCCCUGAGCCUGAAGGAGGGGGAUAACAUGAGGCUUUCGUGUUCAGCAGUGGGCAGUCCUCCGCCACAGUACCAGUGGUUCCGAAACAACCAGCUGUUGCCUGAGGCAAAUAAACCCGAUCUGGAGGUUAAAGGAGUCACAACUGCUGACCGUGGGAGAUAUUGCUGCCGUGUGUUCAAUCUUUACCAUGAGGUUUGGACCAGGGUCGCUGCAGUAGAGAUUGGACCCAACACUUCCUUCAAUGAUUCAUUUGCUGUGGUCGCUAAUGCAGUCUCCAGCCCUGGAGCACAGCUGAAGGUUGUCCAUCAUCCUACAUGCUUCUACGCUACAGACAAGGUUGCCCUGCUAAUGGGGAACAUGAAUUAUUUACAUCACAAGCAGCUGAAGGCUCCUAUGGUGGAUGUACAUGAGCUCACAAAUCUCCUUCGACAGCUCGACUUCAAAGUUGUGUCUUUGCUUGACCUCACCAGACUCGAGAUGCACAGAGCUGUCAAUGAAUUCCUGCUGCUUCUUGGCAAGGGAGUGUAUGGUUUGUUUUAUUACGCUGGUCAUGGAUAUGAAAACUAUGGGAACAGUUUCAUGGUUCCCAUCGAUGCUCCAUUUUCCUACACAUCUGAGCACUGUCUGUGUGUCCAAAAUAUUCUGCAGUUAAUGCAGGAGAAGCAAACGGGACUGAACAUCUUCCUUCUUGACAUGUGUCGCAAAAGGAACAUGCAUGAUGAAAUAAUUCCACAAAUGGAAUCCUUGAGAGUUACAGCAAACAUCGUUUAUGGUUAUGCCACUUGCCCAGAUGCAGAGGCGUAUGAGAUCAGCCAGGGUGAGAUCACAAAUGGAAUUUUCAUCAGUUUCCUGAAGAAGCGCUUACUGGAGGAUGAAAAGAUCACGGUGCUGCUGGAUAAAGUUGCAGAAGAUAUGGGAAAAUGUGAGCUUACAAAGGGAAGACAGGCUUUGGAGAUCCGGAGUAGCCUAUCAGAGAGACGGUCGUUAAGAGAUAAGAUCAACCCACCAGAUUAUUACGAUGAGUUUUCCGUCAGGAACUUGCAGUGGGCCAAGGCCAAUGUCCUACCAGAAAGCAAGUACAUCCAGUUUGAUUGUGGAGCCUUGAUUCGUCUAGGAUUUGCAGCAGAGUUUUCAAACAUUAUGAUUAUCUAUGCCAGCAUAGUUCAAACUCCCCAGCAAAUCAUUAAAUGUGAAGCCAGACUGACAGACUUUCCAGAGGACUUGGAUGUCAACCUCAAGCAGACCAACAAAGGCUGUCCAGAGGAGACAGGCAGUGUCUUCUUCUCAUUUAGCAGCUUUAACUUUCCAGAGCAGUGUCUCUACACCAGGCUUAGUGGUCUACAGAAACUAAGGAAAGAGCUGAGCUUUUCCAUCUGUCUACAUUAUCAGUACAAACAAAUGGAAGAUAUCAUAGAGGAGAAGAAAGAAGUGAAUAUUGGAAAGCCUCUUGUCUCUAAACUCAACCUGCAUGGAUCUGAGCAUCAGAGUGGCUACAUCUCAGUUUACAGCUCUUUACAAAGUUCUUCAAGUGAACCUACCCAGAUGCUGAUGAGCAAUUUAAGCCACACUUACUCUCUACCAGUCACUUCCAAGAGUUUGAACAGCUUUGAGGGUUAUACUGACUCAUACAGGUCAGGGGACAUGUGCACUUAUCAGUAUCGGAUCGCCAAGGAGCAACUAAGCCAAUACCAAAUAUCAUCAGCAGCUUCAUAUCCAUUCCGGGCCAAUGAAACCAAUGAGGAGACUAAUGCUCAGAUGAAGUCUCUGAGCCUCUCCUAGUGGUCAAGAGACUCUAUUCAGCCUUUGGGCAAGAGGAAGGGCAAUCAGCCCGAAGAUGAAGAGCUGCAUACCACUGCAAAGCACCUCCUUCGACAGAUACUAAUUCUUUGUAACUCAUAGCCCAUUAUAGUUCCACCCCCUCUUUCUCAGGGCCCUUUUCCUCAGCAUCAGACAAUCAUCUUACACUUCCUAGGAGGACCAUUCAGUGAUGAAGGAAUAUCCUGUUGCUAUUAACCCACAAUGACAAGCUUCAGAAACACUGGUUAAACCCAUCCUGUGGCUUACACUGGCAAAUGCCAAUCAAUAUCAGGGAACACAACUCAUCCAAUCAAAAUUAGCUGUGGUAUCCUCCUUUUUUGGGUGGGUGGGGGGGGGGUGGAGAUCCAUCUCUACCAGAGAAACUGUAAGGUGCUCCUUCCCCUCUGCUAGGCUGCAGGGCACUCUUGGGCAAGUUGUAACCCUUGCUUACUCACCCCCCCCCCCCACCCCGAGCAGGUGAUGGAUGAUUGUAUGAACUAAUGGCGCAUAUCAUAAGUCCUGGUAUGCAACCACUGAUUCCAAGCAGGCAAUCUCUGAAGAGUAGUGAUAAUAGCUGUGGUCACCCGUCUUGUAAAGACACUGCCCAGAGAAGGCAAUGGCAAACCACUUCUGUAGGAAUAUUUGCAGAGGGCAAUCAUGGUCAAAGACCAUAAUUGCCCAUGUGUGAUUUGCACAGCACAUGAUGAUGAUGAUGACGAUUCUCCCUUUUGAAAUUGGAUACUUUUACUCAAGUAUGUUAAGGGUUGUUCCCCUCUUGCUUCCCUGACUAUUUCCUGUGUCACUGAAUCAGACAAAAUCUGUUUGUUACGUCAAGAAUUUGUAUGAGUUAGCUGAUCCGACAAAGCCAGAGAUGAGGCACCAUUAUUGACCUGAGCAGCCUCGACUCUGGAGAAGUAAACUAGGCAGAAAUUCUUACGUCUAUCACCAUUCAAGUAUGAAUGUUGGGCAAGAACAGAAUCGGGCUUCACUACUGCAGGAUUUCCCUGGGCACACUGUCCACGUGCUUGGACGAGGGGAGAGGACGGGGUGCAAACCCUUUGAACUGCAGUGAGACAGAACCGUUGGUCAGAAAGAACUACAGUCUGCAAGCCAGUGAAUUCGAAUGAACCAAGGACAGUGGACGCUUACGGACCAAUUGCCUUUGUUCUUGCCACGAGGGAGGAGAUGAGGGCUGCCAUUAUAUGAAGAGUCUGUGUUCUCCAUUUUGUGUGUUAGUCACUUGGCUUGAUAGGUGUUAUAACGUCCACACAAUGAAGCCUCAGGUAAUCUGCUGAACUAGAGAUCAUUUCCAAAUAAGAAGUUACUUGUGAGGUCGUCUUUGGGUGGAUAUAAUAUGCCGGUUUGUGAACGUUGGUCUACGUGAUUCAAGCUGGAGCCUGGUUGAGAACAAAGAGCCAUAAAUUAUCCAAUUGUCACUUGCUGUGAAGGGGGCAAUAAAUGGAUGCUAGCCUGGAACAGAGCCAAUAAAAAGGUGUUAAAGGUCAGACAGAUGACCUACAACCAACAACACUGGAAUGUAAUAUUGGAAUUGGUAAGAAAUGAACUUAAAAGCAGAUGCUUCAAGUAUGCUGGCAGCGGUAACUCUGAGGGAGACCACCGAACACGAAUGUUUGGAGCCCCACGGACACAUGGAUAUUCAAAACAUGGCUACGGGAAACGUGGCCAGCAGCAGAAACUCAUUUUUAACUGGUAAUAUCUAUUUUUGUUCUUUGACUGUUCAUGGAAGGUCAGGAAAACUUAGCUGGUGUGCACACCGGUAUUGGCCGUGUAAGUUCACGUGGUUUUCCAUUGAGACAAUAAAGUAUUUAUCGGUAAUUACA